Messenger RNA from Dibothriocephalus latus, 264 nucleotides. Lineage: Eukaryota; Metazoa; Platyhelminthes; Cestoda; Diphyllobothriidea; Diphyllobothriidae. The record is from the annotation of a GenBank genome assembly.
GGCGUCUGUAGAAGACAAGGUGAGGGUGUUUCCCAGACAACUGCGUGCUACUGUCUACCCGGCUACCGACGGAUCGAUUCCGGCGAGUGCAUACCUUCAGAGCACUCAGUGGAGGUCGGACCCGCACCCAGCUACAUCCAACUGACCGCGAAGGCAGCCCUACCCAGCGCCCCAUCCACUGAAGUCACUUUCGACUUCCGAACUCGCAGUCCCAACGGCGUUCUGCUCUACCUCUCCGGACCUCCACCCAAUUACUACCAGUAA